AUGCAAAUCAAGUUACUCACCGCCAUUGUCGCUCUCGCCCUCGCUGCUAUGGCGGCUACGACUGCCGAACCCCACGUCAGCCUCCUCACCGAGGAAGAGAUGAUUCACUGGCUCCAGACCACCGACGCCGAGCUCACCUUCGUUGGCGAGCCCAUCCCUGGUGUCAACGCACCCGAGGAUCACGCUCUCGACCGCCGCGCCGCCCUCAACACCGUCGUAACCUACUGCAACAGGCGCGUCAACGACGUGUGCGGUGGCGCAUGCACGGUGUAUAAUGGGCAGGCUAAGUGCUUGUCCGCGCCGGGCACGAAUUGCCUGGCCGCGACCAACAACGUCGGGUUUUGCGCCAAUAGAAGGUGA
Messenger RNA from Schizophyllum commune H4-8, 360 nucleotides. RefSeq lists its product as uncharacterized. The record is from RefSeq and is a predicted model, not a curated record. NCBI's taxonomy places the organism in Eukaryota, Fungi, Basidiomycota, Agaricomycetes, Agaricales, Schizophyllaceae. The transcript is spliced from 2 exons. The coding region runs from base 1 to 360 and encodes 119 amino acids.